Messenger RNA from Candidula unifasciata, 2328 nucleotides. NCBI's taxonomy places the organism in Eukaryota, Metazoa, Mollusca, Gastropoda, Stylommatophora, Geomitridae. The record is from the annotation of a GenBank genome assembly.
AUGCUUGCUUCGGCCAGGGCUAGGGCCUGCCUUACAUGUCUGUUUCAACUGAUGGGGAGUGUCUUCGUCUAUUCAAAGUUAGCUCCGCCCUGCAUGUCCCAGCUAGGACUGAAAUACAACGGUUCCCAUAAUUCAUUAGUAUUUCACAUUGCGGCUUGGGACGAUGAGGCAGACAAUGUUAGGCUUAACUCUCCCCAAGCCUGGAUACCAUCGAACAUCAGCGACAGUUUCAUUGAGAUUAACAUCUCACAGCCCGUGUUACUGACCGCUCUUCAAGUUCAAGGUGACCCUGAGAUGACCGGUCUGGUGACUGGGUGGCUGUUAGAAACGUCACUGGAUUGUGAUCACUACAACGUUGAGAAUUACUCGAUCGACUCUGAGAGGUUGCUUGAUACGGAGACUGUUUUACUGCGAAAGAUGGAGUUUGUGACCUGCAUUCGAUUAACUCCCACACAGUACACGGGUCAGUGGCCAGCCCUUAGACUCGAACUUUUGGGAUGUGCGGUAUACGAAAACAGCAGAUGCUGUCAAGACGUGCAACCAGCCAAAGAGCUGUGGAUAGACGGCGGUGGAUGUCAGGUCAACUAUGAUCACGAGGUGGUAUUCUCCUGGGUGAAAGUUUUGCUGGAGCUGCAGACACCGUCCGAAGACAACGUCACCAUAUCAACCAGCUUGACCUGCGAGUACUGGCACUAUCUGGACAUAUCUGAUAUGAACGUGAUUAGCGUGACGUCGGAUGACAAGAGGUCCAGAUGGCUGACAAUAGAGCUGGGCACUCCGAUUAGAGCCCGAUGUCUGAGAAUAUACCCGCCUCCGGCAGCCAAGUUAAGAGAAGUGCAGACAAGUGAUUGCGGUUCCCGUUUUACCUCGAGUCUGGUCGAACUGGAUGCUGACUCCACUGAUCCUGGACAGAAAGACGUUGAAACCACAUCUGUUGUCACAACAAACACCACUUCGAGAGAAACUCCGUCUGUUGUCUUAAAUUUUACAACGUUUACAGAAAUAUCAUCCGUAGCAACAACAGAUAUAACUUCCAGAGAGACCAUCAAUAUUGCAUCAGUAAGCACAACAUCAAGACAAACCACAACUGCGUCACCAGGGACUAUGCCAGCCACGCCAAAGACCGAAGCUUCUGGGGAAUAUUUGUCAACACAAAAUCAAAAUGAGACAACUGUGCCUAUGGAGAAGUAUAUGCUUACAAAUUUAGAUGGCAAUGAUAAUGGAUCGCAAGCGAAUCAAACACAAUCCACCAACAAACCAAACAACUCAGACAUCUCUACGCACUCUUUAUUGUUAGAAUCGACAACCUCAGCAAAUAACAUCAGAACAACUGAUGCCAGCGUAGAGAAAACUACAACAGAAAUAAUCAGGGGUGCUAAUAUUUCUAACGAGAACAGUCUCACAGACAGUUCUUCUCCACAUGGCACUGCUUCUAACGAUUCGGAGCCAGCGAAUGGGACGUAUAUAAACGUUUACGAGAACACUGAAAGAAAUGAGACAGUUACUGAGUCGACAAGUACACAUUCUAUGUUCAGUGAUCAUUCAACAAAUAAUACUAUUACAUCCACGGCAGAGGCGCAGAGCCCGGAUGCAAUGUCAGCUGAUGAAGGCAUCAAUGAAACCUUGAAGAGCAAAGAAAAUAACAGAACCGAAUGCGGAAUGAAGACCGAGGCCCAAGGAAUUCGAAUAAAAAGGGUUAUCGGUGGACAUCUGAACAGUCCUGGACAAUGGCCAUGGUUGGUCUCCUUGCACUUUUUGAAAGAGUUCGAAUUCACCAAAAAGUCGGGCUUCAAGCACACAUGUGGAGCUAGUCUUGUGGCGCCAGGAUGGGUUAUCACAGCUGCUCAUUGCUUCUCGGAUGCUCUCCUGGAUGGACUCAGCAACUUAACAAUUUGGCGGGUAUACUUUGGCAUGCAUGACCUGGCCAAGGCGAGGAGUGAUGCGUUUGUCCAAGAGCGACUCAUUGAUUCCGUGUUCUUAUAUCCAAGCUAUAAUAUCACAGAGGAGCCAUUGCUGUACGACCUGGCUCUGGUUCGACUGAAUGAAACCGUGGAGAUCAACGACAGGGUGUCCCCGAUCUGCCUCGAUGGUCACACUGACUUACAUGACGAGGAAAACAUCUGCUACGUUUCUGGUUGGGGUCAAACCACUAUGGAGUCUCCGGGCAGUCGAUAUCCCUACACGGCAGCCAUGGCGACUAUGACGCUGUCCAAAUGCAGAGAGAUGUAUGACCGGCUACCAGACGACCAUGAGAUCAAGGAGUAUGCACGGAUUGAUUCCCCAGUGCUCUGUGCUGCUGUAGGCACUGAUGGCCAGGAUGCGUGUCAG